Molecule: messenger RNA, 1171 nt
Organism: Drosophila sechellia
Lineage: Eukaryota; Metazoa; Arthropoda; Insecta; Diptera; Drosophilidae
Product: dnaJ homolog subfamily B member 4
Exons: 1
Coding region: 179-565 (128 amino acids)
Biological process (GO): ERAD pathway
Cellular component (GO): endoplasmic reticulum
Molecular function (GO): misfolded protein binding; protein-folding chaperone binding
Source: RefSeq, a predicted model, not a curated record
ACUGUUAGUUUCUAUUUAUUUGUAAUAUUGUGUUUAAUCCGCGAAUCGAAUCCGCAAUAUAUACUCGCAAUACCACAUAAGCACCAACAAGUCGACGCGCUGCCUCACAUUCUAUACACGGCACAACACCGCUGGACGACCAUCUCAGCCAGCACAAGGAGAAUCCCAUUUCGCCACAAUGGGUAAAGAUUACUACAAGAUUCUGGGCAUCGAGAGGAAUGCGUCCAGUGAAGACGUCAAGAAGGGAUACCGCCGGAUGGCUCUCCGCUACCAUCCGGACAAGAACGACCAUCCGCAGGCCGAGGAGCAGUUUAGGGAGGUGGUGGCCGCCUUCGAAGUGCUCUCCGACAAGGAAAAGCGCGAGAUAUACGACCAGCACGGCGAGGAGGGACUUAAAUGUGAUGACGAGCCGGCUGCGACCUUCGCCCAGCCCACGUCAGACAUGCUCCCCUUCAUGUGCGCCGUCGGUGGAACUGUGCUCUUUGCGUUUGCCGCCUACAAGACAUUCCAGUUCUUCAACCGGAAAAAAAAGGAUUCCCACGGCGAUGGAUCCUCCUCGGAAUGACCUAAGGAUCCAAGGGCUUGGUGAAGCAAUCUCGCGUAUCUAGAGUUCUUCGUUGAAUAGUCUUUAAGAUUAAUUUAUAGGAACUUAAUUAUUGACUGUUGAUCUAAUGCAUCCUGCGUUAAUUAUUGAUUAAUUUAUUUAUUUAGAAAGAUAAACAAAGAUUAUGAAGUGCGGCCAACUUUUGCUCGAAAAUAGACAUAGCUUUAGCCAAAUCGAAUGAUAAAACGGAUAAAUAUUGGAGAACGAACUAAUAGCAUACAAAAAUCACGUUUUUAAUGUCAUGUUUAGUUUUUGCGAUUUAAAAAACGUUUAUGCGAUAUAAAUAUUAAAAAAAAAACUAUAUAGUAGAGAAAAUUUAAGGCAGUUGCUUAUUCAAAGUUCAAUAAGCAGAGCCAGUCUGCUACUACGUAUAGUAUGCUCCACAUAAGACGGAAAUACAAUUUGUAAAUCAAAUUUUUUAACGGUUUGUUGUUCUGAAAAAAAAUGACAUAUUUUUAGAUGUUUCUCUUCCCACUCGCAUUAUAGUACUCCUUCGAUGGCCACCUAAAAUAUGAUAUGACUCGUAUUCAUAAUAAAAUAUGAUGGCAUCUGCCAGAGAGGACCGAA